Messenger RNA from Drosophila elegans, 708 nucleotides. Its product is annotated as atherin-like. The record is from RefSeq and is a predicted model, not a curated record. The transcript is spliced from 2 exons. The coding region runs from base 1 to 708 and encodes 235 amino acids. Lineage: Eukaryota; Metazoa; Arthropoda; Insecta; Diptera; Drosophilidae.
AUGAACCAUUGUUUACUGAAACUGUUCUCCGGGUAUGUGUGUCCUUUUUUUCUCCUUCCGACGCCACCACCACCGCCGCCACCACGAUCGCCGUCACCGCUGCCACACUCACCAUCACCACCACCAUGGUCGCCGCCGAGGCAGCAGGAGUGGCACCUGCCACAAGCGCAGGUCGCGCAAGCGCUGCGGACCAUCGUGGUGGGGGGCGGCGGUGGCAUCAGCAGACGGUCACGUGGACGUGGCCCGCGCCCGAGGAGGCAGCAGAGGUGGCGGCGCCCACCGCCGUUGAACCCGCGCGAUCCGAGGGCCAAGUCGGCGAAACGCGUCGCGGAGACGGCCGAUCGCGAGGGGCUGGAGGUGACGACCGAGAAGGAACGCGAGGCCCAGGAGGGGCUGGAAAAGGGGCCAUGGGAGUGGCCAACACCGCCGGAGACGUCGCGGGACACGGCGCCACCCCCCGAAGCUGGCGCGGCAGACUUCGUGCCCGGAGUCGCGAGCCCCACCGGCGAGGCCGACGCUGCGGAGACAGCAGUCGGAGGGCGCGGAACCGUGGGCGGAGGUUCCGGAGGCGGAGUGGCCGGCGCGGGUGGCCGAAGAAGCGCAACGACAGCGAGGGAGGCAGAGGAAGGCCAGGUGGGCCAAGCUCGUGCUGGAGGAGGGACAGCGCUACCGAGUCAAGGUAGCAGGGGGCCGGGUGCGGGUGUUUAA